Molecule: messenger RNA, 489 nt
Organism: Aspergillus nidulans FGSC A4
Lineage: Eukaryota; Fungi; Ascomycota; Eurotiomycetes; Eurotiales; Aspergillaceae
Exons: 2
Coding region: 1-489 (162 amino acids)
Source: RefSeq, a predicted model, not a curated record
AUGGCUAUCCCCAGACCUAGCACCCCUCCAGAGGCGCCUUUGGAGGUGACUGAGAUAUCUGAAAGGAGCCAAAGUUCUAGAUGGCUAAGUCGCGAUGAUCGGAUUCGCAUUUUGACUCUACGAGAUGCUGGUUUUACCUAUCAACAGAUCUCUUCUCAGCUUGGAUUUACCUAUCGUCAGGUGCAAUAUACCUGCCAGAAUGAGCAAUCUACUCCUCGAAAGCCUCCUGGCCAGCGCCCGAAGCUAUCAGAAGAGGAUAUGGACAAUAUCAUUACCUUUAUCUCUUCAUCACAACGUACGCGCCGACUAUCUUAUAAACGAGUUAUUGAAGAACUAAAUCUUCCCUGCGGAGAAACUGCACUUGCUCGAGCACUUAAAAAACGAGGCUAUUCCCGAUGCAAAGCUCUUCGAAAGCCACCUUUAUCGGACGAUACAAAGCGUGCUUCCAUACCAGAAUCUGGGUUACCAGAAGAGCAGGAGAAGAGCUAG